UCGUCAUUCUAUACGACAAAGUUAUAGUUAGCUAGAGAAGCUAGCUAAUGGUUUAACGCAGCCAGCAUUUUUUUUUUUAAAAUAGCCUGAGGUUGGCGUUAUAAGUGUGAUUUUAAGAGCGAGCUGGUAAUUAUGUCGGUAUUUUAGACACGCUUCGUCUUAACAGGAAAAAUAACAGCGUUUACCAAGUUAACGUAUGCUAGCAUUAGCUUCCCUUCAAGUCUCAUGUCAGUUGAACUGUCAGCAGUACAAGAUGUGGAGAUGUUUACAGCGAGUUUCUCAGCGGACCAACAGAGAGAACUGGCGAAAAGACUCACCACGUUUCUGUCCCAGUACAGGCAUCUGUCCGACUCCUAUAUAAUUGAGUUCUUUACUGAAGAUCUCUGGCACACAUUACCCAGCAGUUGGCAGGCUGUGCUGCAGGAGUUGUCAUAUCCGCAGAUUGCAGACUUAUUUUUGGAUGCUACCAAUGAAGACAGGAGAUAUCCUUCGGUGUGGCCUCUGUCCCUCUUGGCUUUCCGUGCCACAGCUCAUGCCCUGGCUUUUCCCAGAGAGUGCAGGCAUGAGCAAGGCAGGGUGGCCAGCUCGAUGAAGCCCGAGGAGUUCCAAGAAAACCAGAGUCAGAGCUCACUACUGGGUCACAUAUUCAGGAAACAUGUUAAACCCAAGAAACAGCAUGAGAUCCGGAAGCUGGGCAUGUUGGUGAAGCAACUUUGUGACCAGACUGACUGCAACAGAGUGGUUGAUGUCGGCUCUGGGCAGGGUCAUCUGACUCGUUUCCUGUCCUUUGGGCUCGGACUGUCUGUCACUGCCAUUGAGGCUGAUCACACCCUCGUCACUAUGGCAUCCAGGUUUGACGGACAGCUAAUAUGGGCGUUGGCGAAGGAAAAUCAGAAAAAGAACUGCAGCUCUCAGCUCCCAGUAUCUCAGUCCUCUCCUCAUCAUGUGGCUAGAUGGGUAAACCCAAAGGCACCAUGGGAAGCUUUCAUUAAGCAGCUCAGAGCUGCAGGUUGUGUCAGCGAAGGUCCCCCAACUCCAUCAGGUCCCAGCAAAAAGAAACUACGGGGCUGGAAGCGUCAGGGGCGCUCUCAUGGGGUCCAGACUUCACCAUCUCAUGGCUCCACGCAUUCUGAUGCUCAUUCACAAGACUCAAAUAAGACCGAGUCUGAAGAGGAGUCAUCCAAUGAAAACUGCUGCUCAUGCAUCCAGCCCGUUUAUCAGGAGGAUGUAAACCCUGAGGAAAACAGCCUGCAAGGCUAUCCAGACUUUGUCCUGACUGGUCUCCACGCCUGUGGCGACCUCAGCACCACCCUCCUCCGCCACUUCGUCAACUGCCCACACGUUCGCGGCAUCACUUCUGUGGCAUGUUGCUACAUGAAAAUCACAACCAAAGAGAACCCCACCCCUCCAGGACUGGUCGUGCCUCCUGUGGGAGGACUGGGCCAUGAGUCGGUUCCCUCAGAGUUUGGCUACCCAAUGAGCUCCUGGGUGCGUGGGCUGCCGGGACAUCAGCUGUCCUAUAAGGCGAGAGAGGGGGCAUGUCAUGCAGUGGAGGACUACAUACGGAGGCUCAGGGAGGAAAGCAAGUUGCUGAGGACACACUGUUACCGGGCGAUGCUGGAGACCUUCAUCAGGGAUGCAAGACCAGAUCUACGCAGGGCAGGAAUCCAGACCAUAAAGAAAGCUCACUUAUUACCUUUUACAGAGUACGCCUGUCUGGGUCUGCCUCGGGUCGGCCUGCCUCCCGACUUGCCCCUGGACGUGGAGCGAGUGGAGGCCAUGCUGAAGCAGCAGGGCAGGGUGGUGGUGUACUUCAGCCUGGCCCUGCUGCUGGCUCCUGUGGUGGAGACAUUGGUGCUGCUGGACAGGAUGAUCUACCUGCAGGAGAAGGGUGUGGACAGUCAGCUAGUCCCUCUGUUCGAUCCGAACUUUUCCCCAAGAAACUUUGUGCUGGUGGCUCUGAAGCCCUGUGGAUAGAGAGGACAAAAAGGGAAAGUCACAAAUAGUCAGUCUUGGUUUUUGGGGAUAUGGAGUCAUAAAUAUGAAGGGAACUUUUUUUCUGGCUUUUGUUCAUCAUGCUUUAGUAGCUGUGGAACUUUUUAUAUAUCGAGAUUCACUGUGACACAGAAACAUGCAGGAAAACUAGGAUCUCAUUAUUCCGAAACAGACACUUAGUGCUUCCAUGAACUUGAUAUACACUGAAUCUAUAAAAUAGCUUUAACUCCAUCUAAACAUCAUGUUCUUGACCUUAUACACGUUACAAUGGUUAUGAUAGCACAGAGGCAAUCUUGUGUUUUUGGCUUUGUUUUGUUUUGCAUUAUUUGAUUUCUGCAUACGUGUUUGGGGUUUGGCUUGUCUUUUAUAGUAUUUUAUUGUUUUGUCAUUUUAUAAAGCACUAUGGGACAAUCAUGUUUCAUGCUUUUUUGUGUUUGCAGCUCAAAACAAUAAAAAUGACCUGUGCUUUUAA
Molecule: messenger RNA, 2467 nt
Organism: Amphiprion ocellaris (clown anemonefish)
Lineage: Eukaryota; Metazoa; Chordata; Actinopteri; Pomacentridae
Gene: mettl25b
Product: methyltransferase like 25B
Exons: 8
Coding region: 226-1977 (583 amino acids)
Biological process (GO): rRNA modification
Molecular function (GO): rRNA (adenine-N6,N6-)-dimethyltransferase activity
Source: RefSeq, a predicted model, not a curated record